Messenger RNA from Paramuricea clavata, 9789 nucleotides. The record is from the annotation of a GenBank genome assembly. Lineage: Eukaryota; Metazoa; Cnidaria; Anthozoa; Malacalcyonacea; Plexauridae.
CUGUAUUUUGGUUAUAAGAGUGAAAUAAAGAGAUAAUGCAUCAGGUUAAAUUGAAGUCGAGUAUCUCGAAAUACUGAUCUAUUAAAUGGCUGACAACUUCGAUUACAAUGUUCUGGAGAAGGUACUGACAAUUAUUCAAAAAACAAUUAUUUAAUUACUGUAAGGGAUAUGAGAUAUCUAGAAGCACUUUUCAAUACCGGUACGUACGGCGGUAUCAUUGUUCGAUUCAAUGAAAAAAUAUCUCCUAAUUCCUAAGGGAGUGGUCAUUAUUUAUGGGGAGGGGGGGUUGGGAAAUGGGGAAAAUAAGGAUUGAAAACUUUUUUGACCCCCCCUCCAGACUGAAGGCAAACUUUUUGUGCCUCCCCCCUCAUAAAAGUAGAAACUUUUCUGACCCCCCCCCCCAGUGUGGAUUGAAAAAUUAACAGCAAUGAAACAGGUGUGCGUUGCAGGUAAAGUUAGAUAUUAGGACAAUCUGUUUAAUCUAGCUCAUGAUGUUUUACCCUGGUGAAUAUGAUUCAACCAUAUAUGAUUAAAAAAUAUAUAUUAUGUGUUACUACUUUGCAAUGCAACAUUUGUCCUACCAUAACCCUAACCCAUGACCUGUCUUCAUACAGUGAAAUGAUUUGAACACAGGUUUUUUUUAAGAACUUGUCUGGGGGGUGGGCAUCUACAAAAAGGGACCAUACUAUAUUGAGUGUGGAGAGAUGACAGAUGGUUGUUGGUGACAAAAAGUUUGGUGUGGUAUCGUAUGUAGUAGUAGGGGGAUCUGGGGGUAUUCUCCCCCAGAAAUUUUUUUUUAUUUUUCCACCCCUAGAAUUGAAAUGUGAGCAUUUUCCUCUGAGCAUUUUCUGAAACAGAUUUUUGGAUAUACGGCGUUACACUGUGCGUUGAUAGACCGAAUCUGAUCAGUUCAGUGUACUUGCAUGGUAUGUUUAUGUAAAUACCACAACUGGGUCACUCAGGAGGUAGAAAGCUUGUUAAACUUAGUGGGCUCAACGGUCACUCGGCGCCACCAUGGUUGGCGCCGAGCAGGGAAACUUUGAAUAUUUUGAGUCUCUAGAUUGUUGGAAAUAGCAUUUUCAGAGUCUUCUUUUUUGCUAUUUGUGAUUAUAGAAAUCAAAAACUUUUAUGACCCCCCCUCCCUUUCUCUGUGUUAAAACUUUUUUGACCCCCCUAUUUAUAAGGGUAAAACUUCGUUUGCCCCCCCAUUUCCCAACCCUCCCCAUAAAUAAUGACCACUCCCUAACGUCAAUAUCAGCGAUUCAUUGCCUGUGGAAUUCAAGCGAGAUCGUAUAGUUUAAUAGUUAUCAUACUCAAUUUUCUCGAUACAAUGUAAAUUAGCCAUACGUUUCAUCGACCAUGGCUUUGACCCCUUAAAUAAUUUCUUCUUUGCAGUAAUCUUGUUUGAUUCACCUUUCAAAACAGGGGUAUUGGCUAAACUUCGAAGUUAUUGCUUUAGAUUUUCAUCUUUCGCCCCCAUAUUUUAGUUUGUAACUUUGUAUUGUCAAGAAUUCCUUUAUAGAUAAUCGAUAAAAAUUCCUAUGAUGAAGUAAAAUUUCCUGGUAAUAUAUGGCCAUAUAUAGAUCCAGGAACCACGGAGCAGGGGGAGGGGGCACCCCCAUUUCUUCGGUGGAUAAAAAAUUACUGGAUAAGAUCCAGUCUGCGCAACUGCAUGUGUUGCAUAGCUCCCGUGCUAUCCUACCCUGGCCCAGAGGUUUUUAAACAAUACCCUCUGGCUCCCAGGGUAGUUCUAUCCUGGCCCCCAAACUGAGAUCUUGAGAAUUACAAAGUUAGCUUCCCUGAAGUUUUGUCUCAUUUGGGAAUUGGGAUUUUGGGCAGCAUCGUUGUUGAUCAAAUAUUCACAAUGUUGGUCAAAUAUUAAGGUCAAGGAAUACAAGGAUAGCAGACCCUCUGGUAUAGGCAUAUGCGGUAGAAUGGAGUGGGGGCAAAAAUAAAAAAUGGAUAAAAUUUGGCAAAUUUAGAGGAAAAAUCCAGGAAAAGAUGAAAGAAAAAAAUGUAUUAAAGAUGUACAGUUGGAAAUAUGUUGGGUCCGGAAAAUUUUUCCCUCCCUCACUCUCACCCCCCCCCCCUCCCCCCUUGCACCAACAAUUCCAGGAAAGCAUUUUAAUUAAUGUCGAACAUUUUAUGGGAGAUAGCUGCUCCAAAAUAAACAACUUGCUUUACGCUAUUGUUGCAUUAUAUGUUAGACUGUGUAGUGUGUAAAUCAAAAUUGUGACUGGUGAUUAUUUAUGGAAGGGGAGGGCAAAAAUAGGGGGGGGGGCAUAUGUAUAGAUAAAUGACUAGCUAGAAUGGGGGGUUAUUAAAUGUUUUCAAGAAAAUAAGAGGGGAGGGGUUGCAAAUAAAUUUUAAGGAAUUUGCUUAAUUAAUUAAUAAGCCUGGUAUCCAGUUGGUUGUAAAUGUUGCAACUAAAUUCUAAUAUUCUGCUAAUAUAUGUUUUUGGUUGACAUUAAAAACUUAUCAGUUCCAUAUUCUUUAAUAAUUAACACUAUAACGCCUUGGUAUCCCCAUUUGACAAGUAAAAAUGAAAAGGGGGGGGGGGUCAAAGAAAAAUAUUCUAAUAUACAGGGGGGUUCAUUAUUAAAUUUCUGCUCUUUUAAGGGGGGGGGCUUUCAAUUUUAAAAAUUUAGGAAAGAAAAAAUUCCCCUCCCCCUCAUCCAUAAAUAAUGAUCAGUCCCUAAAAUCUCCAAGGAUGUAUAGUGUUGAAAACGUCCGAUCUGAUGUCGCUACGUCUCCUAAGAAAAUCACUAUCACAGAUAUAGUUUAAAUCUUUAAUCAAAUAAAUGUAGAAAUCGCCAGUUAAAAUCACAGUCGUUAAUACACUCGUCGCAAGUGUCAAUUUCAGGUGUUCACUUAGAAAACUAUAUUAUGUAUUACAUGAAGUUUCAACAGUUGUGUCUAUCAAAUAUUCGUCAAGAUCACAAAGUUCUUCAGCUGAACAAUCUGGAGACUUGUCAUAGGCAUACGUGGGGGGGGGGAGGGGGGCUGGUGGGCAAAUAAAUAGGAGAAAUUCUCUCAAUAUUGGGACAAAUAUGCUAUAUGGAAGAAAAAUAUAAACGUUGUUCCGCAGAACUCGAAAAUUUCAAACGAUCUGGACUCUGAUUAAAUAACUGAAAUAUUAGUGUUGUACUUUCCGCCCACAAGAAUUGCACACACGAUCUGAUAAGUGAGACAAUUUAUUUAUAACAAUCGCAAUCGAAGCACAAAUUAAUGCUAAUAUAGUCGCACGACGUCCCUCACGAUUUGGAGUUUGAGACAGGUUUUUUGUUGAAAUUCGUCCUGAUUUUCCUGUUCCGAAUUUAAAGAUAGGUUACAGUCCCUUCGGCGCAUGUGCGGGCUUUGUUUACGUUUUUUGUUUUGAAUUUUGAUCCACAUUAAUUAUAUAAGAUGAAGUAUAUGAUGAGUUCAUACGCGCGGAAAUUGUUACCAUUUUUGAGGCGAAAUUGGUAACAAUUUCCGCACGUAAUACAAAUAUACUGAAAAUAUGCAAACUUCGAAAGGCUAUAUUUUCUGUAUUUUACAACAUUUCGCAACCAAAUUUUGCAAUUUUACUAAUUUCAUUAUAUAUGUUCUUUUUAGCUGUGCCUGUGGUGUUUAAUUACCUUCUCUUUACUUAGAUUAAAAUUUAGUCUAUGACAUGCAAGUUGUCCAUUAAUGCUCGUAAAUUUCUUCUAUUUAAGACAAGUGGCCGAAAUGGUAGAUGUUCUCGUAGCACUAUAUUGGUGUUCGUAUUGUCGGUUACCGUGAUUGCGCUAGUAGUUGUCAUUGCCGUAACUUAUGGCAAGGAUUUGCAAUGUGAUGAUAAGUACCAUAAAAAUCAUGCCCAUAAUCGAAGCAAAAAUUCAUCUAAAAUACACAACUCUACGACUGGAAACAAAAAUUCAUCAACAAUACACAACUCUACGGCGUCAAGUAACUCGAUGUCCUUUUUCCUGUUCUCUGAUGUCCACCUGGAUCCAUAUUACAAAGCCAUGGCGGGAAACGAUUUCUGUAGAAACGAGAGCAAGCCUAGCACUUAUAAUGCGUCAUAUGGAAGAACUGGUUGUGACAGUCCAUUGAGAUUACUGCUUGAAGGACUGGAUGCUAUGAAGGAACAUGCACAUAACUUGCCGAAUCUGGACUUUGUUAUGUUAUCAGGUAAGGGAUUUUCCGAAUAUGAGACUAAUAGGAGAAAUAUAUGUCAUUCUGUCGGCAAAACUUCGAAGUAUCCUAGAAUUUGAUGAUAAUAGUAAUAAAUAUAUCAACUGACUUAAAUUUAAGAUAUUCUGGUGAAUCGAAUGAAUUUAAUUAAGAGUGCUGGUGCGUCGUGAAUGUAUUAUUUAUACCUGUAACCACUUAUAAAUCAUAAGUAUAUAUUCUCUAGUUAUAAUCACUCUCCGUAUUUUCAGUUCUAAAAGGUUGUAUUUCGCGAUCGGCUGAUGAGAAAGAUCGUGACUCAAUCUUUACGACCUUAUGACUUAUGACCAUAUGGAAACCAGGCUUAACAACAUAUCAAAGUCACUGUGGAGUGUGGUAUAGUCAAGAUUCUGGCUAUUUGCACUUGACAUAAUAACAACUGUAGUACAGUACACUGUACAGUGCCAAGUAACAUUGUCUUUUUAUUGUUUUACAAAUCCCACUGUUUCCAUGCCAGCAUGCCUUCCAGUCAUCCACAAGAUUUUGAAUACAGUAGAACCCCGCUAACUCGAACUCCCAAGGGGAACGAAAAAUUGUUCGAGUUAGCGGGGGUUCGAGUUAACCGGAGUUGGUGUCAGAUUUUGUUUAUUAUGUUAAUAAUUAAUAAGGUAUAAAAGUUUUAUUAUACUGCUCAUCAAAAUUGCAAAAAGUUUAAUUGUGCAUCCCUAUAACUAAAGUUCUUUAGUCAGUAUCUUUUUAACUUGGGUGAUGGAGAAGGCAUGCAAGUUCCAUGCAAACUAAAGUUCUUAGCAAAAAUAUGUAGAGAUUUUACAAAAGGAACUAAAAAACUAGAUCAAUAACAAUCGUCGCAACUAUGUGUAUAAUCUUUUAAAAUUUAUGAUCAUUUAUACACCGAAUAAAUUGUCGUCAUUUGAAUAAAAAUCCAAGUUACCGGUUGUCAAAAUGCUAUGUUCUGACAUUUUAAGGUUUGCCGAUCCACGACUCAAAAACAAAGUUCGAGUUAACGGGAUAAAUUUGACCAAGGGAAAACAAAAUUUGUUCGAAUUAGCGAGGAGUUCGAGUUAAACGAGUUCGAGUUAAGCGGAGUAAAUUACUAUAAAAAACAGUGUCAAAUCCAAGGGGAAUUGGAUUUAGUUCCAGUUAGCGAGGAGUUCGAGUUAAGCGAGUUCGAGUUAGCGGGGGACUACUGUAUUUUAGCAUUCUGCAACAAGCCUUUUUGUAAUUUAAUAUUUCUAGGUGACACAUGCGCUCAUCGGAUAAAAACGGACAGGAAAAAUGUAGUGCUUGAAAUUAUGAAUACGACUUCAAAAGCAGUCAAGUUGAGAUUUCCUGACAUUCCAUAUUUUCCCAGUAUUGGUAAUAAUGAUAUUCCUGGUCAUUAUGUAAUGCCUGCUGAGAAUGAUACAUGGUAUUCUGAUUUGCUGAAUAUCUGGCAAGAUGCCAUACUGUGUAAACACUGUAAUAUGAGUUAUCAGACAACAACUGAAGCUGAACUGCGCAAAACGUUUUUAUAUGGAGGGUAUUACAGUGUGUCGAUUGCAGGUUUGUAAAUUAACUUCUUCCGUUUGAAAAUAUAAUAUAUAUUGAUAUACUUACGCAUCAACUUAGUAGUCCAUCCUGAUGUGAGAUUACCUGGAUAUUUGUGGUCAUGUGGUUUGGUAACAAUGCUCAAAUGCAGGGAAAUCGCAAAUUCAUAUUCGAAAGUUCCAACUACAUUUGAAAGUUCCAUCUACUUGCAUCAUUAUAUAACCAUCCUUCAUGCUUUGGCAGCUGUCGCAUGUCCUAAUUGUCCUUGAUUCAAUGAACACUAGCGCAUUUUGUCUGUUUGUAUGUUAGUAUCUUACAAAAUUCCCAGUAUUUUUGGCCUUUGGGUGCGUACGCAUAUUGAAAGUACUAGUAAUUAUGCUAUAGAAGCCCGCAUGUUAGUCUUAAGCAGAACGGGUUUGUGAGUUAUUAUAGCUUGCGAAAACAGCCACCCGAUUGUCCGGUUCCUCGAUAUAGUACUAAGCGCAUCUCACUUCUCUCAUCAGAGGAGCAAACAUUUCAGGAGACUGCUAGUCCUCUUUACCAAAAUGCACUACGUCACAGUAAUUUCAAUCACAAACUAGGCUACAUGAAGGAAACACCACAACAAGCACGACGCAGAAAUAGUCAACGCAGUAUCAUUUGGUUUAAUUCUAGCUCCUUUCAGUAAAAACACAGAGUAGAGACAUACAGAGCCGUAACUGACCGUCGUGACACUGCGGAAGCUUACGUUUUCAUGUACCCAGUCAGGCGACCGGGCAAAAAAUGAUCAACUGCGCGUGCUCAGCAAGUUUAAAUUCAGUCGUCAUCAGGUCGUCAUCCUAUCAGAUGCAUGCAUCUAGUAACUUGCCGAGCAUGCGCACAAAAUAGUGGGUACACUAGUAUGGUUGCAUGAACAAUGUGAAGUCCAUCAUUACCCGACACAAUGCACAAUCAAUCAGGAAAAACCUGCCACAGAGCUAUGUUCCGCAUGAAGGAACGCAUGCCCACUCCAGAAAAAUGCAAGACUAAGGACAUAGUAUAUAGGGCAGCUGUCGCAACAAGCAACACAAACAGCAUAAAGCACUAUACAUCGGCAUGACAUGAACCACCUUUAAAGAGCGAUACCGGAACCACAAUAGGUCUUUCAAUGACAAAAUCGAAAUAUAUUUGGAAAUUAAAAUUCCCAGCAAGCCUUUCGCGCUCGUAUUCCACUUUUCCGCUUUGCUCGGGGACAACCUUAAUUGAAAUAGCUGUAUACCGAGAAAAAGCGCUCUCAGUCUUCCCUUUACCAUUAUUUUCCUAAAGAUCACUUCUGCAUGUGGAAAGUCAACCUUUGCCCGUUUCAACGUUAUUGUGGAAUUGCAACAAAGCCACAGAUUAAUCAACUCAACACGUUAUAUCACAUUACACGUAUAACGUGAAAUGUGAAUUCAGUUUUGCUCUAUAUUUCUAUUCGGAAACCAUACCGCGCUUCACUUGCACUAUUAUAAUAUUUGAUAGCAACGCAAAUUGUCAGAAAAUAGAAACCUUAGUCGAAGGGUACUAGCAAAAAAAUUAUUCAUAUUUCUCGCCUCUCAUGUCUUUUCAGGUGGUAACAUGACAUUACUUGUACUGAACUCGAUGUACUGGACUUCGAGCACCUGGAGACCGGAUGACUAUUUCCAAGAAAGAGCAGAGAAACAAAUAAAGUGGAUAGAGGAGCAGUUGCAACUGGCAAAGUCAACGAACAAGAAAGUUAUUUUAACCAGCCAUAUUCCCCCUGGGUAAGAGCUGGCCUGAGGAAUGUCAAUGACCAAUCGCUAUAGCCAAAGUGUUGUCUGGAAGCAUGGUGUUAUAUAUGAUCGUAGUUUGAAUAAAUAGAAGCUAUCUUUCACAUGAAUAUUUCCAGCUUAUUAGCCGAUGAGGCAAUACCUCAAGUAUACAAGGACCUGCCCACAGAGAGCCCGACUAUGGCCUAUUAUAUCAAUACAAUAUCCACAUAAUAUCUGCAGUAAUAAUAUAUCACAAUACAAUACAAUACAACGCGACACGACACGACACAACACAACACAACACGACACGACACGACACAUGUACAACACAAUAAACUUUAUUUAGCGAUGGUAACACCAAUUACAAAACGUAUUCUCCCUAGUGGCAAUAUCCACAGUAUGAAAGCGGUCAAUGCAAGUAACACACAAAAACCCACCUCGUUCCCAGGCUCUUCCCUCAUGUGGAGGAAAGAGGCUGGAAGCGAGGUUUGGGGAAAACAAUCUCCACACAGUUAUAUCAAAGCGUCAGAGAGAAAACACGCGAGGUAGAAACCUGAAGAGUUAAAAUGUCGGCUAAAAGGACUAUUAAAAAGACUCUAGAGCAUAAAACUCUUAACUAAUUUUUUAACUACCCAUUUCGUAAUUAAUUAUAGUUAUCUGCAAAAUGCACGAUUCUGAUUGGCUAACGUUGCCACUAAAUAUAGUUAACUUUAAGUACUUUCUAUUUAACCGUCCCCAGUAUUGUAGCAUGCGAACAUACGUGUUCUUCUUGUUUGUUAUUCCUUAGUAUUGAUGCAUAUGCAGGGAAGAUAUUGUGGUUAAGCAACUUCACGGAUCUAUACAUGGAUCUUGUUACAAACAAGUUUAGUGAAGUUGUUGCAGGUUUGUAUAUUAAAUGUAUGUGAUUUGUGUAAACAAGCUUGGUUAACUCGCUCUCUUGGUUCCUUCCAGUAGGACGUUUGUGGGUUUUGGUCUACUCACUCAGCUAAAUAUCAACCAACGUAUUUUGCUUGGAUAAACGGUAGACCAUGUGAGAUGACCAAAGAUAAGAGUAGCACACAACCCUACCUUAGGGUACUGUACUGUAACUAUAGAUCGGCUUGUAUCUCCAACAUACUUACAUUUAUAUUUGAUAAUUUCCAGGUCAAAUCUAUGCCCAUUUCCACAAGGACAGCUUCCGUUUCCUUCAAGCGAACAAGAAAGACCUUUCAUAUAAAAAUUCUUCCUACAUUUUACUGAUGCCGUCUUUGUCUCCUGUGUAUCGAAAUAAUCCUAAUUUCCGAGUUGUUCACCUCGAUCCAGGCCUCCGGGCAAUCAAGGACUACGAGCAGUGGUACAUGAAUCUUGUUAUGGCAACAGGUUAGAUUUCAGCACAGAAUUUGUAUGGUACCAUAACAUAAAUGUAUGGCUUUUUUAUAUGUAUAAUAUUUUGGGGUGCACUUGAUAUCAUAUUCGGCCGGAUAGUGAGAUAAUCAAUUUCCAAUAUCCGGCCGAAUAUAUGUACAAUAUCCGGCCGGAUAUUCCAGGCCUUCAUUUCAGGUUAGAAAUGAUAUGAUAUGGUAUAAAAAUUAUUAGUAUUUAUCUAUAUGUUUACCUAAAAUGAUCGUAGCGAAGCUGGCAAUAGUUUCAAAAUUUUUUAUGCUCGCUUGCAAAUGCGAAAAAGAGGGUUUAGAAUUCGAACUUUUUGAAAAACGGUUCUCCAAGUUGGGAUAUUCCGAACACCAUCACUUUAUAACCAACGUUGAAAGAUCAAGCGUGAACCUUAUGUAACUAAUAUCCGAUAUCCGGCCGGAUAUUUUUCAACUAUCCGGCAUCUCUGGUAUCCGACUGGAUAGUAAAAUCCUCUACCAGUGCAUCCCUAAUAAUAUUUCGGCCAUUCUUGGAAUAAAUCUAGAAAAAAUCUCAUCAAACGUUGACUUUAUCGCAGUUGUCGGAAUUAGAUGAACUCCGCUGACUUAUUUUACUGUUAAAAUUCACCUAGUUGACUGCGAAAAUAUUAGUUGUAUAGCUAUUUUUUACUAAAAAAUGUACAAAAAUCAUAUUUUGAAUUAGCGGCACUUUAAUAUGUGACAAGAGCUACUUUCGCGGUGACAUAAUUAUUUGAUUGUCAGAUAUAUGGUGUAAUCUUUCAUCUGUCGGUUAUUUCGCUGCAUGUAGUUGUUGUACUAGUACGACGUUCUAUUUCAUUGUCAUAUUAAUAUACAUCUGGUAUUAUAUCUUAGCAUACCUCAAAAACUUUAUUCUCACUGGGAGUUUUCUCUCACAAUACCAUAUACUUUGAAUAUUUAUGCAUGAGAUGAUCAGUUAGUCAUCCAUAUACACCACGUGAUUGUCAGACAGUAUAAAAGUAGCACAGAAUCGGUAUCUUUUGAGCAUU